This is a messenger RNA of Cucumis melo (muskmelon), 2145 nucleotides long. RefSeq names its product MLO-like protein 9. The transcript has 16 exons. Lineage: Eukaryota; Viridiplantae; Streptophyta; Magnoliopsida; Cucurbitales; Cucurbitaceae. The coding region runs from base 242 to 1870 and encodes 542 amino acids. Gene Ontology annotation, biological process: defense response. The record is from RefSeq and is a predicted model, not a curated record. Gene Ontology annotation, cellular component: membrane.
CGUAAGAAUUUUUAUUUGUUAGAAGGUUAUUAUGGUAGUAUCUAUAUACACAGAAAACACAGGUUGACAAGCUUCAACCAUUUAUCAAGUUUUUCAGGGUAUAUUCUCAUUCAAAUUUACUAUAGUUGCAUCAAAACGAGAAUAAACCUGAAAAGUGGAAUAGGCCGAUGGCCGGACCACUAUAUAAUGAUUGAUUAUUGUUCACAAGGUUGCCCUCCAAACCUUGUUUGAGCUCUAAGAAAUGGGUGGCGGUGGUGGUGGCGGUGCUCCGAGUAGGGAGUUAGAUCAAACUCCGACAUGGGCCGUUGCCGCUGUUUGUGCAGUCAUCAUUCUUAUUUCCAUCAUAUUGGAAAAGGUUCUUCACAUGGUUGGAGAGAUAUUUCAGAAAAGGAAAAAGAAAGCCUUGUAUGAAGCCCUUGAGAAAGUUAAAGGAGAGCUUAUGGUUUUAGGAUUCAUUUCUUUGCUCUUAACAUUUGGGCAAAAUUAUAUUGCUAAAGUUUGCAUACCCUCAAAGUAUGAAAAUACUAUGUUGCCUUGCCCUUAUAGAGGGAGUACUACUGCACCUAAAAGCUCCCAUGGUGGUGAGCCCGAAGAUCAUGAUGAAGAGACUACAGAUCACCAUCGUAGGCUUCUUUGGUACGAGCAUCGACAUCUAGCUGGUGGUGGUCCUGUAGAAGGUUGCAAACCAGGGUAUACACAACUUAUAUCUCUAAAUGGUUUGCAUCAAAUACAUAUUUUCAUCUUCUUUCUAGCCGUUCUCCAUGUUGUAUUUAGCGCCAUAACGAUGACUCUCGGAAGAUUGAAAAUUCGUGGAUGGAAGGUAUGGGAAAGACAGACCGAACAAGAACAUGAUGCCAUGAACGAUCCUACAAGGUUUAGACUUACUCAUGAGACAUCCUUUGUAAGAGACCAUAGCAGUUUUUGGACUAAAACACCCCUCUCCUUUUACUUUGUAUCCUUCUGGAGGCAAUUCUUUAGGUCCGUUAGUAGGCCAGAUUACUUGUCCCUUAGACAUGGUUUUGUCACCGUUCAUUUAGCCCCUGGGAGUAAAUUUGACUUUCAGAAAUACAUCAAAAGGUCAUUAGAAGAUGACUUUAAGGUGGUCGUGGGAAUCACUCCUCUGCUAUGGGCAUCAAUGGUGCUUUUUCUGCUUCUCAAUGUUAGUGGGUGGCAAGUUAUGUUUUGGGUGUCCAUAUUUCCUCUAGUGGUGAUCUUAGCCGUUGGAACAAAGUUGCAGGGAAUUAUAACGCAAAUGGCUCUUGAAAUCAAAGAAAGACAUGCAGUGGUUCAAGGGAUUCCCCUUGUUCAAGUCUCUGAUAGACACUUUUGGUUUAGUUGGCCCGUUUUGGUUCUUUAUCUCAUCCACUAUGUCCUUUUCCAGAAUGCAUUUGAGAUUACAUAUUUCUUUUGGAUAUGGUAUGAAUUUGGGUUGAGAUCGUGCUUUCAUGACAACUUUGAUCUUAUUAUCGUGAGAGUUGCCCUAGGGGUUGGAGUCCAGAUUUUGUGCAGUUACAUUACACUCCCAUUAUAUGCUCUUGUAACUCAGAUGGGAUCAACAAUGAAGAAAUCCAUAUUUGAUGAACAAACUUCGAAAGCAUUGAAGCAAUGGCAUAGAAGUGCUUUGAAGAAAAAGAACGAAGGAGGAAAGCCUGAAUCAACGCCGAUGCGAACUUUAGGCGGUGUCGGAGGAAGCCCCCCCGAGUCACCGAUACAACCUUCGCAUGAUCAGUUCCAACAUCAAUCGGUCAAUCAAUUAUCAUCACCAACCGACGUCGAAGCCUCCGCCCAGCUUCCUUCAGCCGACGUAAUGGCUACCGUUGAUCUCCACCACCACCAACAAAACUAUGCUAAUCGUGACUUGUUGAGUUGAGAUGAUGAAAACAAAAAAAAAAAAAAAAUGUUCAUUUUGUUGUGAAAAAUCUAUGAGCCAAGAAAUUUGCUAGAGGGUUUUGGUUUGUAAAUUAUACACAAAUCCAAAGGAGAAAUUGCAUACAUCUUACACCUUUGAAAAUAUUUGGCUUUUGUAAUGCUCUUUUGUAAAUCAUUUUGAGCUUAAGUGGCUGAUCGACAUGGCUCUCCCGAUUUUUUGUAUUCUUUGUUAUGUCAUUUGUUCAUAAUAUCUCAACAAUGAACCCUUUCUUUAAA